UAAAAUCUAUACGUGGAAAGAAGGAAGAUGAGUCGCAGAAAUGGACCCAAGGUUGACUUGAAGCUGAACCUAUCUCCGCCGAGGGUUGAUCCGAGAGUGGAAUCGCCGGUCCGAUCGGUAACCGUGUCGCCGACAUCUACGCCGAGCUCAUGCGUGUCGUCGGAGAUGAACCAGGAUGUUGAUACCGGUAACGUCAGAUACUCGAGCAGCCCUGAGGCGACAUCCAUGGUCCUGGUGGGGUGCCCAAGGUGCUUGAUGUACGUUAUGCUUUCGGAGGAUGACCCUAAGUGUCCUAAAUGCAAGAGCGCCGUUUUGCUUGAUUUCCUCCAUGAUACCGCCACCACGACCAGGAAGGGCUGAGUAUGAACCAGGAAUCACCUCCCCUCCGCCCUCUUUUUCCUCCUCGGCCUUUAUUGUGGGGUGGGGAGUUUUCCUAUUCAUAUAACAUAGAUGUGGGCGUUUAUGGUUGGUGGGUGUCUUUAGUUUAGGUCUGGUAUUUUUAGGUUUCUUCCUUCUUUAGCAGAUGACUAUGUAAACUGGUUU
Hibiscus syriacus is the source of this 543-nucleotide messenger RNA. RefSeq lists its product as uncharacterized. The record is from RefSeq and is a predicted model, not a curated record. The transcript has a single exon. NCBI's taxonomy places the organism in Eukaryota, Viridiplantae, Streptophyta, Magnoliopsida, Malvales, Malvaceae. Bases 28 to 360 code for a protein of 110 amino acids.